Molecule: messenger RNA, 1437 nt
Organism: Saccharomyces paradoxus
Lineage: Eukaryota; Fungi; Ascomycota; Saccharomycetes; Saccharomycetales; Saccharomycetaceae
Gene: LAT1
Product: dihydrolipoyllysine-residue acetyltransferase
Exons: 1
Coding region: 1-1437 (478 amino acids)
Biological process (GO): pyruvate decarboxylation to acetyl-CoA
Cellular component (GO): pyruvate dehydrogenase complex
Molecular function (GO): dihydrolipoyllysine-residue acetyltransferase activity
Source: RefSeq, a predicted model, not a curated record
AUGUCUGCAUUUGUCAGGGUGCUUCCAAGAAUAUCCAGAAGCUCAGUACUCACCAGAUCAUUGAGACUGCAAUUGAGAUGCUACGCAUCGUACCCAGAGCACACCAUUAUUGGUAUGCCGGCCCUGUCCCCUACAAUGACCCAAGGUAAUCUUGCCGUUUGGACUAAGAAGGAAGGUGACCAAUUGGCCCCCGGUGAAGUUAUUGCCGAAAUUGAAACUGACAAGGCUCAAAUGGACUUCGAAUUCCAAGAAGAUGGUUACUUAGCCAAGAUCUUAGUCCCUGAAGGUACGAAAGACAUUCCCGUCAAUAAGCCUAUCGCCGUUUAUGUGGAGGAUAAGAAUGACGUACCAGCUUUCAAGGACUUUAAGCUGGAGGACUCAGGUUCCGAUGCAAAGACCACUACGAAAGCUCAACCUGCCGAGCCACAGGGAGAGAAGAAACAAGAAGCGCCAGCUGAGAAGGCCAAGACCUCUACUCCUGUGGCUGAGAAAUCCAACGCCCCUGCUCCUCAAGGUAGAAUUUUUGCCUCCCCGCUUGCCAAGACGAUCGCCUUGGAAAAGGGUAUUUCUUUGAAGGAUGUCCAUGGCACAGGGCCCCGCGGUAGAAUCACCAAGGCUGACAUUGAGUCAUAUCUAGAAAAGUCGCCUAAGCAGUCUUCCGUGACCAGUAGUGCUCCUGCCGCCGCUGCCUCGAGCGCUACUACUGGCUCUGCUCCAUCACCUUCUUCUACAGCAUCGUAUGAGGAUGUUCCAAUUUCAACUAUGAGAAGCAUCAUUGGGGAACGUUUAUUGCAAUCUACUCAAGGCAUCCCAUCAUAUAUUGUUUCUUCCAAGAUAUCCGUCUCGAAACUUUUGAAAUUGAGACAGUCCCUGAAUGCUACAGCAAACGACAAGUACAAACUCUCAAUUAAUGACCUAUUAGUAAAAGCCAUCACUGUUGCGGCUAAGAGGGUGCCAGACGCUAAUGCCUACUGGUUACCUAAUGAGAACGUUAUUCGUAAAUUCAAGAAUGUCGACGUUUCAGUCGCUGUUGCUACGCCAACAGGAUUAUUAACACCAAUUGUUAAGAACUGUGAGGCCAAGGGCUUGUCGCAAAUCUCUAACGAAAUCAAGGAACUGGUCAAGCGUGCCAGAAUAAACAAAUUGGCACCAGAGGAAUUCCAAGGUGGAACCAUUUGCAUUUCCAAUAUGGGCAUGAAUAACGCUGUUAACAUGUUUACUUCAAUUAUCAACCCACCACAGUCUACGAUCCUGGCCAUUGCUACUGUUGAAAGGGUCGCCGUAGAAGACGCCGCUGCUGAAAACGGAUUCUCCUUUGACAACCAGGUCACUAUAACAGGAACCUUUGAUCAUAGAACCAUUGAUGGCGCCAAAGGUGCUGAAUUCAUGAAAGAAUUGAAGACCGUCAUUGAAAAUCCUUUGGAAAUGCUAUUGUGA